AUGAGUGAUACCCAUUACCACUCGCCCCACGCAGCGGCCCGCGCCGAAGUCGUUCGCGUCAUUCCCUAUCCCCGCAACGAGGAUCUAGUCAAUCGGCCGGACCUUAUUGACAAGCUAGAUAAGCUUUUACCGCAAACAUCGGGAUCACAUAGUGCCGCACUUUGGGGCCUAGGAGGAUCAGGCAAAACACAGAUCGCGCUAGAUUACGCGUACCGACGAUGCGACGCCGACGACGAGUGCUGCGUAUUUUGGGUGCACGCCGACAUCGAAGCGACGUUUCUAGCCGACUAUAAGACGAUCGGCAAGAAGCUCGGGGUCGACGAGCGGCUGGACGGGACAGAUCUGCUUGACGCGGUACGCAAUGAAAUCGAAGGACGGUCGAAAUGGGUGAUGGUCCUUGACAACGCGGAUGACCUAGAACUAUUUGGGGUGGGGCAACAACUAGGAGGAAGUGCGACAGAUGGAAGUCAGAAUCAGAACCUUCAAAAGUACGUGCCUUGCACGUCACAAGGAACGGUGCUAUGGACGAGUCGAGAUGCGCACAUUGCAGGCACGCUUGUUGGAGCGCGUCGUAGUAUCGAGGUGCGGUCCAUGUCCGUAGGUGAGGCAACAACACUUCUCGCAAGGAUCCGAGAUGAGCCAUUAACUGCGGAAGAGGCAGUGGAGGAAGCAGGAGUGGAUGCUCUUCUGCAAGAACUAGAGUGUCUCCCGCUGGCGAUCUCACAAGCCGGGGCAUACAUGCGGCGGAUGUCGAUGACAGCUGAGAAGUACCUGGAUCUCCUCAGACGAGGCAAGACUCGAUGGGAGGUGCUGAAACUGAGCGAUACCGAUCGACAUCGACGACCGGGGGUAUCGAAUAGUGUGCUUGAGACGUGGAGGAUCUCGAUGGAGCGGAUCCGGAUGGAGAGCGAGACAUCAUACCGGAUACUGCAUGUGAUUGCAUAUGUCGACAGUCAAGACAUGCCUCACGAGCUAGUAGCAGCGACGGCUCGUCGAUACGAUAAAGAGGAUGGAGAGGAAGACGACGUUGACGAGGUUGUCUUAAGCAGACAGGUUUCAGACCGUGAGGUUUUGGAAGCAACCACACGCCUGACAGAGUUUUCUUUCCUCAGCCUUCGCCAGACAGAGGAUAGUGGGAGAAGGUACGAGAUGCACAAGCUUGUGCAAGAGGCUAUACGAUAUGGGCUGAGGGUGAGAGACUCUGCAGCGACGACUGUUGACAAAGCAUCAGAGGUAAAUAACAGGCCAAAAGAGGAUGAAGCAUACUACUGUGACAAGGCGCUACAGGUAGUGAACGACCUCUUCCCGUCAUCGGAACCUGCUACAUGGGAACGAUGCGAGCAGUACAUAACACAUGCCAUCCGAGUAGGGGAGUGGGCGAAGGUAGGCAGGACGGAGAUCAAGACAGCAAUUCUGCUUGCCAAGGUAUCAUACUUUCUGUAUGAUCGAGGGCGAUGGAGAGAGAAGGAGCCGGUAGACAGCCGUGCGUGGGACCUCCUACGAGAGGUGCUCGGGGAAAAGCAUCCAGAUACGAUCUGGAGCAUGGCGGAACUUGCGGCGACGUACCAUAACCAGGGCCGAUAUGACGAGGCUGAAGAGAUCUCAGUCAAAGUACUAGACCUCCGACGAGAGGUGCUCGGGGAGAAGCAUCCAGAUACGAUCUGGAGCAUGGCGGAACUUGCGGCGACGUACCAUAACCAGGGCCGAUAUGACGAGGCUGAAGAGAUCUCAGUCAAAGUACUAGACCUCCGACGAGAGGUGCUCGGGGAGAAGCAUCCAGAUACGAUCUGGAGCAUGGCGGAACUCGCGGCGACGUACCAUAACCAAGGCCGAUAUGACGAGGCUGAAAAGCUAAAGGAUGAAGCACUGGCGCUUCGACGAGAGGUGCUCGGGGAGAAGCAUCCACAUACGAUCAGGAGCAUGGCGGAACUCGCGGCGACGUACCAUGCGCAGGGCCGAUAUGACGAAGUUGAAAAGCUAAAGGAUGAAGCACUGGAACUCCGACGAGAGGUGGUUGGGGAGAAGCAUCCAGAUACGAUCUGGAGCAUGGCGGAUCUCGCGGCGACGUACCAUAACCAGGGCCGAUAUGGCGAGGCUGAAGAGAUCUCAGUCAAAGUACUAGACCUCCGACGAAAGAUGCUUGGAGAGAAGCAUCCAGAUACGAUCUGGAGCAUGGCGUCCCUCGCGGCGACGUACCAUGCACAGCGCCGAUAUAAGGAGGCCGGACACUCCAUCAGGCCGCUUUAG
Molecule: messenger RNA, 2247 nt
Organism: Fusarium poae
Lineage: Eukaryota; Fungi; Ascomycota; Sordariomycetes; Hypocreales; Nectriaceae
Exons: 2
Coding region: 1-2247 (748 amino acids)
Biological process (GO): microtubule-based movement
Cellular component (GO): kinesin complex; cytoplasm; membrane-bounded organelle
Molecular function (GO): kinesin binding
Source: RefSeq, a predicted model, not a curated record